AUGGCGACCAGCCAUAUGCAUAAUUUAACCACCCUUAUUAAGCGGCUGGAAGCCGCAACCUCCCGCCUGGAGGACAUGGCUAUGGGACUGGAUGAUCCCAGUUCACCGAAGACAUUGAAUGCUGCCGCUGCUCCUGAGACCGCUGCUCCUGAGCCACCCAAGCCAGCUUUCCCCGCAGCCCCUGCAGCCCCUGCCGUCCCACCUCAAAUCGAAGACUUCGACACAUUAAUCAAUAAGGAUGUGCGGAACUUCGUAGAUCUCGGAAAUAGAAUUGGAGAUCUUGUUGCUGAGCAGUCAAAAGCUGUGUUGCAAGCUUUCGAAGCUGAGCGCACCUACCUCUAUGUGUCAACGAAGGCGAAGAAACCCGAGCCCCAACCCCCAGAGCUCAUGACGGAGCUUCACACUGCCUCUGAUAGUAUUAAUAUGAUCCGCGAGUCCAAUCGCGCAUCACCUCUUUUCAAUCACCUCAGCGCGGUCGCCGAAGGUAUCGUGGCUCUGGGAUGGUUCUUUGAGCCCAAGCCAGGCGAUUUCGUCAGUGAGAUCGUCGGUGGUAUUGAAUAUUAUGGCAACAAGGUCCUGAAGGAGUACAAAGAGAAAGAUAAAACCCACGUCCAGUACAUUCAAUCGUACUAUCAGGUCUUCAAGUCACUUGCCGCCUAUCUUAAGAAGCACUACCCGAAGGGCCUGACAUGGAAUGAGCAGAGCGGCAUUGACGCGCUGGAAGCUCUCAGACAGGUCAAAGGCGGCUCCAGUGCUGGGGCCAGCGGUUCUGCUCCUCCCCCUCCCCCGCCACCCCCUGUGCCGACGCUGAACGUGCCCAGCGGAGUUCCUCCACCCCCGCCACCACCACCUGGUGUUCCUCCUCCACCAAGCGCGGCCCCGGCAGGAGAUAUGUCGGCCGUGUUUGCUCAGUUGAACCAGGGUGAGGCCAUCACUUCCGGUCUCCGUAAGGUUGACAAGUCCGAGAUGACACACAAGAACCCGAGCCUUCGUGGGGGCUCGACUGUCCCAGAAACCCCUGAUUCACCGGGCAGCAUUUCUCGCUCCAAGUCGCCAGCCCCGAGCAAGAAGCCUAAGCCGGAAAGCAUGCGCGUCCGUAAACCUCCCCGCAAGGACCUCGAAAGCAACAAGUGGUACAUCGAGAACUUCGAAGGCCCAGGCGAGGUAGUUGAGAUUUCUGCGCAGCAGAACCAUUCCAUCCUUAUCUCCCGUUGCAAUAAUACCAUCGUGAAGGUGACCAACAAGGCAAAUGCCAUCGCGAUCGAUAACUGCAAGGGACUUUCGGUUAUCAUUGACUCCCUGGUGAGCAGCCUUGACGUCAUCAAAUGCACCAAAUUCGCUCUCCAGAUCGAUGGUGUGGCCCCCACGCUCUUGCUUGACCAAGUGGAUGGCGCCGUAAUCUACCUAGGAUCGCAGAGCUUGAGCACCGAGGUGUUCUCCAGUAAAUGCACAGCGCUCAACGUCAUGCUUCCCCCGAAGGAGGGAACAGACGAGGAUACCAAGGAGUGCCCCGUCCCCGAGCAGAUCAAGUCCUAUGUCAAGGACGGCGUCCUGGUGAACGAGAUCGUCGAGCACGCGGGUUAA
Molecule: messenger RNA, 1584 nt
Organism: Aspergillus alliaceus
Lineage: Eukaryota; Fungi; Ascomycota; Eurotiomycetes; Eurotiales; Aspergillaceae
Gene: capA
Product: adenylate cyclase-binding protein
Exons: 4
Coding region: 1-1584 (527 amino acids)
Biological process (GO): cytoskeleton organization; regulation of adenylate cyclase activity
Cellular component (GO): cytoplasm
Molecular function (GO): adenylate cyclase binding; actin binding
Source: RefSeq, a predicted model, not a curated record